Neodiprion fabricii is the source of this 473-nucleotide messenger RNA. RefSeq names its product DNA-directed RNA polymerase III subunit RPC10 (gene Polr3K). NCBI's taxonomy places the organism in Eukaryota, Metazoa, Arthropoda, Insecta, Hymenoptera, Diprionidae. The record is from RefSeq and is a predicted model, not a curated record. Gene Ontology annotation, molecular function: DNA-directed RNA polymerase activity; zinc ion binding; nucleic acid binding. Gene Ontology annotation, cellular component: RNA polymerase III complex. Gene Ontology annotation, biological process: termination of RNA polymerase III transcription; DNA-templated transcription. Bases 147 to 473 code for a protein of 108 amino acids. The transcript is spliced from 2 exons.
CCCACGUCCAUUAUACACACGGCGCCGUCGCAUCACUCAAAGAAUUUUCGUUCUGUCGUUUAUCACGUGUCUGUUAGUAAUCCUGUAAUGACAUGCAAAAAAAGUGAAUAAUUUCGCGUGUGGUAUACAAUUUAAAUAGAUGGGAUAUGCUGUUAUUUUGUCCAACCUGUGGAAAUAUUCUACAUGUCGAAUCGGGAGUGGCGAAUUACCGAUUUGCGUGCAAUACCUGCCCUUACAUUUUUAAUAUAUCGCAAAGAAUAACAAGUCGGACUUAUCCAAAGCUCAAGGAAGUAGACGACGUUUUAGGUGGCAGCGCUGCGUGGGAAAACGUCGAUGCGACAGAUGAACGCUGCCCUAAAUGCUCGCAUUCUCGGGCCUACUUCAUGCAGAUACAGACAAGAUCUGCCGACGAGCCAAUGACCACAUUUUACAGAUGCUGCAAUCCACAGUGUAGUCACAAUUGGCGAGAUUAA